AUGUAUUCAAUAAAAGAAAUAAUAUUCAUUCUUAUUUUUCUUCAAAAUUUUAUUAUUACAUCUUUAUCAAAAUCUGAAGGUACUUUAGUAAGUGACUAUGGCCGUAUUUCAAAUAUACCUAAUUAUCAUAUUCAUGUUACCAAUACUGUUAAACUUGCUGAUUGUAUUCGUCAAUGUGUUGAUUUUGCAAAAAACUAUAAAGAAUAUAUAGAUGAAGAUUGUUUUGCAUAUAAUUAUGAUAUCGAUAAGUAUACAUGUGAACUUAUACAUUCAACUGCACCAAUGAACUAUAUAGUUAGUUUUCAAACACGAUGGAAAACUGGUUUCAAAUAUUGA
Messenger RNA from Rotaria sp. Silwood1, 336 nucleotides. NCBI's taxonomy places the organism in Eukaryota, Metazoa, Rotifera, Eurotatoria, Philodinida, Philodinidae. The record is from the annotation of a GenBank genome assembly.